AUGGCAGAAUUCAGAAAAACAAGACGAUCAGAAGUUGCAAUAGAACACAAACAGGACGAGCUGACCGGAUUAGAGAUGAACUUCCAGGGACUGCGACUCGUGAGCAGGGACAUCCUGCGCCUGUCGCACCUCAAGACGCUGAUUCUGAACAACAACGAAAUUGAGUCCAUUUCGGCUGAAAUAUGCAGAAUUCAGACAUUGGAGGUGCUGAAUCUCGGAUUCAACCGAAUCACGCGGAUUCCGCCUGAAUUGGGAAGACUGGUCCACCUGAAGGAGCUCUACCUGAACGACAACCUCGUGACUGAGGUGCCUAUGGAAAUUGGAACCCUUUACAGACUCGAGAGCUUCAACAUCACGAAUAAUCCCCUCAUAAGCCCCUACAACACGAUGGCAAAGGACAAGUCCCUACUUCGCUUCUGUAGGGAGAAUAACACGAACUACAAGCAGCCAAAUGACCGUGCCUGGAUUGACACCAUCAUGAAGGCUGAGUCUGUGCUUGAGACGUAUUCAGUUGGGACAUUCAACAUGCUCUGUGGCUUCUACGCCACUCAGCUGACGUAUGCGCCCAGUUGGGUCAUAAAUCUCGAAUGCAGGAAGGACAUUUUGAUGCAAACAAUUGUCGCCUACAAUUUGGAUAUCGUCUCGUUACAGGAAGUUGACGUGGGCGUAUUCAACUCAUUUUACAAGGAGAAUCUCUCCAAGAAGUUGGACUACGACGGAGUCAUGCUGCCCAAGAAGUCGUACGAUCCAAACACAGACGGGUUCAAGAAGCUCUACGGCCAGGCCACGUUCUGGAAACGAAGCAAAUUCAGACUCGUUGAACAGAUCAAUAUUGAUUUGCAGGCGAAAAUAAUGGGAGACAAAAGAUUCAAGUAUCUGAGUGACGUACACACGCGACUGACGAAUAAGACGAAUAUGGGACUGAUCACGGUGUUGGAGACCACCACUACCAGUACGACAAUAAUUGUGGCCAAUGUGCAUCUUUACUACAAUCCAGAAUUCACUGAUGUGAAAGCAAUUCAACUGAUGGUGUUUUUUGAGGAGGUUGAAUUUGUGAAGGAAAAGUACAAAAACAGUCGUGUGAUAUUUCUAGGCGAUUUCAAUACGCUCAAGAAGACGGUGCUCUACGAAUACGUCACAAACAGAAAAAUGGAUGGGGCCGUCUUCGAACCCUACGACUACGGGACACUGAAUGACGGCAUCGCCCACAAUCUCAGGCUCAUGGACGCAUACGAUGGGCAGGAGAUCACAUUCACCAACUUCACGCCAACAUUCAAAGAGGUCAUUGACUACAUCUUCUACUCUGAUGGACUGAGUCUCACAAGUGUCAUAUCACCAGUCGAAGACGAAUACACGGCCAAGACAAUUGGACUCCCCAACAUCCACUUUCCAUCAGACCACAUUCUGAUUGGGGCGAAAUUCACUGUAAAAAAACAAAAGAAUUGA
Molecule: messenger RNA, 1446 nt
Organism: Enterospora canceri
Lineage: Eukaryota; Fungi; Microsporidia; Enterocytozoonidae
Source: the annotation of a GenBank genome assembly